Closterium sp. NIES-65 is the source of this 735-nucleotide messenger RNA. NCBI's taxonomy places the organism in Eukaryota, Viridiplantae, Streptophyta, Zygnematophyceae, Desmidiales, Closteriaceae. The record is from the annotation of a GenBank genome assembly.
AUGCCUGUGCUGCCCGUUGCCGCCCGUUGCUGCCCGUGCCUGUGCUGCCCGUUGCCGCCCGUUGUUGCCCGUGCCUGUGCUGCCUGUUGCCGCCCGUUGCUGCCCGAGCCUGUGCUGCCUGUUGCUGCCUGUUGCUGCCCGUGCCUGUGCUGCCCAUUGCCGCCCGUUGCUGCCUGUGCCUGUGCUGCCCGUUGCCGCCCGUUGCUGCCCGUGCCUGUGCUGCCCGUUGCCACCCGUUGCUGCCCGUGCCUGUGCUGCCCGUUGCCGCCCGUUGCUGCCCGUGCCUGUGCUGCCCGUUGCCGCCCGUUGCUGCCCGUGCCUGUGCUGCCUGUUGCCGCCCGUUGCUGCCCGUGCCUGUGCUGCCUGUUGCUGCCCGUGCCUGUGGUGCCUGUUGCCGCCCGUUGCUGCCUGUGCCUGUGCUGCCCGUUGCUGCCUGUUGCUGCCCGUGCCUGUGCUGCCCGUUGCCGCCUGUUGCUGCCCGUGCCUGUGCUGCCUGUUGCCGCUCGUUGCUGCCCGAGCCUGUGCUGCCUGUUGCUGCCUGUUGCUGCCCGUGCCUGUGCUGCCCGUUGCCGCCCGUUGCUGCCCGUGCCUGUGCUGCCCGUUGCCGCCCGUUGCUGCCCGUGCCUGUGCUGCCUGUUGCCGCCCGUUGCUGCCCGUGCCUGUGCUGCCCGUUGCCGCUCUGCUGCUGUCCGCGCCCUUGUGCGCUCUGCUGCCGCUGGGGGGGGGUGGGUGUGA